Molecule: messenger RNA, 1014 nt
Organism: Megalobrama amblycephala (Wuchang bream)
Lineage: Eukaryota; Metazoa; Chordata; Actinopteri; Cypriniformes; Xenocyprididae
Product: galectin-9-like
Exons: 9
Coding region: 1-813 (270 amino acids)
Molecular function (GO): carbohydrate binding
Source: RefSeq, a predicted model, not a curated record
AUGCAAACAAGAAGAGUCGCAGCAUCAGCAGUAAAGAGUGUCCCAUUCACUACUCCAAUCCAGGGAGGACUGAAGGAUGGAAUGAUUAUUACUGUAUGUGGCCGAGUUUUGCCAGAUGCCAACAGAUUUGAUGUGGACUUCUUGUAUGGGUCUGAUCAUGUUCUGCACUUUAACCCUCGCUAUGAUGGAGGAGGAAAACAAGUCCCAAACUCCCUUCCAAGAGGCCAGACAUUUGCGCUGCAGAUCUUCGUCACCCAGGGAUCUUACAAGAUAAGUACCAAUGGGAAACCCUUUUCAGAGUUCGAGCACCGUAUGCCAUUCUCUUGGGCGGACACAUUCCGCAUUGUUGGAAAGGUGGAACUGAGUUUAGUUGCCUUCCAGCGUGUUGAGCCGCCUCAUGCUGCAUGUUCAGGAUCUUUUAUGGUCCCGUACAAAAGCGUCAUCCCUGGUGGACUUCAGCCUGGCAAAGUCAUCAUCAUCCACGGAGUCAUCAGUCCCCAAGCAAAUAGAGUAGUGAUUAGUCUACGGCACAAACAUGGAAUUGCGUUUGCCUACAGUCCUCGUUUUGAUGAGAAUGUGGUUGUGCGCAACACUUAUCAGGAUGGGAAGUGGGGUGCAGAGGAACGAUCUGAGCUCUUGCCAUAUAAAAGAGGAGCACUGAUGCAGGUCACCAUUUUUUGCAGUCAUCAUCAAUACGAAGUGUUUGUUAAUGGUGAAAAAACUCACACUUACAAGCAUCGUUACACUAAACUGGAGGAAAUUGAUGUUUUAGACAUCCGUGGAGACAUGCAGUUGACCUUUGUGCAGCCCUGAAAAAGAUUUUAUCCAGAUCCAUGACGAAUACAUGUUAAAAACAUGCACCAAUCUAUAUAAACCUAAAUGCAAAAAAAGAUAUAUUAAUCAGUGCAUUCUGAUGCAAAGAUGUUUUGCCUGCCUAUUAAUCUGAGACCCAUGUGAUUGUCCACAGCUUCAGUAAUAAUUAUUUAAAAUGAAUAAACACAGGCUUGUUCUGCA